Messenger RNA from Trichoplusia ni (cabbage looper), 2109 nucleotides. RefSeq lists its product as uncharacterized. NCBI's taxonomy places the organism in Eukaryota, Metazoa, Arthropoda, Insecta, Lepidoptera, Noctuidae. The record is from RefSeq and is a predicted model, not a curated record. The coding region runs from base 223 to 2109 and encodes 628 amino acids. The transcript is spliced from 3 exons.
AUACGGCACAGAUAUUCCUUGUCGACUCGACAAAUGAUGUUACUUUAAGUGGUCAGUUGACGUCAUCGUUAGCGGCGCUUCUAUUAGUAUUCAAAUAAGUAAACAUUAAAUCAAUUUUGUAUCUGAACAAGAUUAACUGGGUUUAGAGUUUUUACCAGUUUGCGUUAGAAUACGCGACGCGCCGGUCGUUGUUGUAAGUCAAAGUUUUCGGAGAUUCCUAAAAUGUUGAUGCCAUUGACGUUUAUCUCUGUUUUAUGGCCAUCCACCUCUUCUUCGUCUUUCAUGUUUGGUUUUCCGCUUAACAACGAUUUUUUCUUUCGUGAUCGUUUUCCGGCUUUGAGUGGUUUUUUCAUACCUCCUAGUAUUGCGCUGCCUCCUACGACCACAACCCUUUCCACAACUACUACAUCUAGUCAUCUAACAGGUUCAAAUUAUACAAGUUAUUUAUUGCAUAACCUAAACUUCGAUGAUACCUAUGAUUAUGAUGAAUAUGAACUAGAAGAAAAUUAUGUGGAUUAUGAAGACGAUGAGGAUAUUGGACCUCUUCAACCUGAUGAUCAAAUUGACGAGGAUGAAAGUGAAAAACAGGUCGAUACGUCAACUGAAAAUACCACCCUUGAACGAGUGAGCCAAAACAUUACGCCGCAAUCUGACCAAACUGAAUAUUUAACUGCUAGCUAUUGGAUAUAUGAUUAUGAUCAACAAAACGAAACUCAUUUCCCAAAUUAUCCAAAUGAUUUGACAUACAAUGAUACAUAUUGGGACAAUUUACAAACAGAUGGGGAAUAUAAUCAAACUGACUGGGAGGGAAACUACACCAAUUGGGAGGAUACCACACCUCAAAACCUGAGCGAUUGGGAAGAAGAAAAUAAUCAGACAGCAGGGACAAAAUCUCAGUUAAAUUACACACAAUUCCGUCAAGAUCAUGAAAAAGUAAAUGGUCAAAGAUUAAGUGCCAGUCAAAGCGGUUUUGAUGCGUUUCAAAUUGCAAACAGUACUAAGCAUCGAUUGUCUGAUGUGUGGCAAGGUGCAGGUUUUGGUGUGACUCAAGGUGCAGGAACUAUUAUGCGUCAAGGUCAGGGAUCUUCUGUACGGCAAGGUGCAGGAACUAAUGUGCGCCAAGGUACAGGUUUUUCUGUAAAUCAAAGUGCAGGAACUAAUGUGCGUCAAAGUCAAGGAUUUGCAGUAAGCCAAGGUGCAGGAGAAGCUGUCCACCAAGGCGUAGAGUUUAGUGUAAGCCAAGGUCCAGGAAGUAGUGUGCGUCAAGAUCAAGGAUUUGUAGUUAACCAAGGUGCAAGAGAAGCUGUAAGUCAAGAACAAGCAAAUGACACCUUUGUGAACAAAAGUCAAGUUAAGUCAAAAAUGGGUGGGAUAACGGGCCGUAUUCAAGUUAAAGAAAAAACAAAAGUUUCUAAAUGUUGUCCAUUAAAACAAGGAUACGAUGUGAAGAAAAAACGUUGUAUUGACGUAUCCGACCUAUUUAAUCCAUUGGUGUGGAAUGGAUUUUAUUUUGAAACGGUGAAUGUGAGUCAAGAAUUCAGAUUUCGUAUUGGUAAAGUGAUAUGUCACCAUCAAAAUGAGGAAUUUAUGCAGGCUACUAAUAUUUCAAGAGUGUUGUAUGUCAGAUGGACUGGAGAGCUUACCGUAGAAUCUCCGAGCCACCGCAUCCCGUUUCGCAAUUACCAUCCCAAUAAAUACUGCAUGGAUAACUUUAUAGAUGGAAACCGCACUGUUUUCGAUGCUUUCAUCUGCUACGUGAAGCCAAAAAAUUAUACACAUUCUACUUUGAGCUGUGUUUGCAUGCUGUUGACUUGUUUCUUAAUUUUGCUGCGAGUGAUUCUGUUCGCGUGGCUACCGGAGCUUCGGACUCUCCACGGCAUGAUCCUCAUGGCCUACCUCAUCAGUUUCCUCAUCGGGUUCAUGCUGUUAGCCAUCAUCCAAAUCAUGUAUGAAUUUGAUGCUAUUCUCCAAGAAGCGUGCACUGGUAUUUGUAAGUAUCGAUCCAUUUCCACCCAGAAACAGAUUCAGCCAUACAUAGCUCUGUUAGCAGUGAACCAUUUCAUAGAGCGCUUACAUAAUUUAGCUAUUUAUUUUCAGCCUAUCUAUUAG